Molecule: messenger RNA, 1258 nt
Organism: Jaminaea rosea
Lineage: Eukaryota; Fungi; Basidiomycota; Exobasidiomycetes; Microstromatales
Exons: 2
Coding region: 415-855 (146 amino acids)
Source: RefSeq, a predicted model, not a curated record
UGAAGUGGCUCAUCAUCACCAAAAGAUCCAGGACUGCGAUGCCCCGUAGCGUUUCUUCAGCAUGUGGCGACCUCUGCCCCUUUGCUGAGCGCGAGACGCAAAGUCGGAUCGGAAGGCGGAGCUAGACUAGCGCCUUGCGGUCGGAGCACGGGCGGGCGGGCCGACCAAACACCCAGUGUGCCGCUCCGCACUCAGCUCAGCCUCAACCCUCCUGCCGCCCGCCCGUGCCAGGGCUACCUAAUCAACCACAAUCAACUUCGCCCCGCACCUUUGCUCCCUACGCCAUUGUUCCUGACCUCGCUGGUCCGAGGCAGAAGCAGGACGAUGAUCAGCGACCAUCGAGCGUCGAGCAAUCUACGGGGCUGUGCAGCCGCCAGCUAAUCAAGUCGAAGCCAAAAGGCGAGCGAGCGAGCGAUGCAAUCUUGCCUUUCGACCACAACAUCGAUCAUCCCCUCUUGCCUCCCCGUCUGCUGCCUAAACCUCCCUCACGCCUCGUCACCACCAACUCGUCACCCAGUCGCAUACAGCAUUCCCUCGCAGCUGGGCUCCGCAUUGCGCUGCGGUGCGGUGCGGGGCUCAGCUACUAUCCCAGCCAGCUACACCACCACCGCCUUCGAACGGCAAGCAAGACACACCACACCCGCCACGCGAGCGCCAAUGCCAUCCGGAUCAGCCUCAUCAUUAUCGCCUCAAGCUGCCGCGCGCCACUCGAAGCAACCAGACCUAGCCUCGCCAUCAAGUCUCACGCCUCCCAGCAAAAGUCAUGCACCACGCAUCCGAUCAAGAUGCGCCGCACCAAGACGCACAGGGCGAUCCACUGAGCUCGCAGGGACGUCCUGCCAAAGGCCUUCUUGAACCGGGAUGAGGUAGCAGUGCUGGAUGGAGCGGUGCUCGAGGAUAUGAAGAGGAGGCGCGACCUCAAGGGGAGCGAGCUGGAGGAGGAGGAGGAUGCGAAGCGAGAAAUGAAGCGAGAGAAUGAUCAAGAGGACAACGGCGAGGACAGAGACACGAGCAACAUGACGGCAAUGACCCCCGUCGAGAUCCGCGGCCACCUCACUCUUAAGCGCAAGGUACUCAAGCGAUACUGGCGGGGCCUUAUCUCAGGUAUCGAGCUACGCAAAUAUGGAUGCGCAGCACGCGGCGUUUUCGAUCGUCCGCUGCCCUUCCCUGGCCCUCCUCUACUGUCGCACCCGCCAGCAAUUUGCCCAGCUCCUCGAGAAGAACCCGCACCUCGACGCGUACCAAUGCAAGACGCCAG